Williopsis jadinii is the source of this 1104-nucleotide messenger RNA. RefSeq lists its product as uncharacterized. The record is from RefSeq and is a predicted model, not a curated record. The transcript is spliced from 4 exons. Bases 1 to 1104 code for a protein of 367 amino acids. NCBI's taxonomy places the organism in Eukaryota, Fungi, Ascomycota, Saccharomycetes, Phaffomycetales, Wickerhamomycetaceae.
AUGUGGAAUCUAUUAAGUGAUUUGAGAAGACUCUUUGUCGAAUUCAACAUUUUACAACAAUUGGAAGAUGCCAUAAGUGAUCAAUCUGAGGAUAGUCCUGCAGCAGACUCUCAGGGUAAAAAGUUGGUGCUGAAGAAUCUGACAGUUCUCUCUAAUAAGAAGAGGACUGUACAGGUGGGUGACAGGAAGCUAAAGUUCAGCGCUGACAAAUCAACAAAGUUGUUGAAAGCUACUGUAAAGUCCUCAGAGCUGACUUCAGCACUCCAUUUAAUAUCCCAUUCACAGGAUGAAAUCAAAUGCUUGCCAUUUGCCUUUAUAAAACAGUCAGGGAUACAAAGAGGAUUUUCUUACAUUAUACACUAUUGUUUGCCAGCCUGGCUCCAAGAGACUUGUUCCUCUGAGUAUGAUGUUUUUAAAGAACGUAGAAUUAUAUCAGAUCAGGAUAACGGUAUCAAGAAGGCCUUAGAUGUGUUGGAAGCCCAGUAUGAUGUUCUGAUUGAGAGCUUCGCAUGCUCCAAACAUAUCAAAAGAGAUCUCUUCAAGUGCACAAUCGCUAAGCAUAGAAGGGUUAUGAAAAAUAACGUUUCCGGUUCAUAUUUGAAUCUUAUACCGAAAUGUACUUAUAAUCUCAUCUCCAACACGCAAGACUGUGCUAGAGGUCUUCAACUUUACAAUUCGGUGACUCCAAUGCUUGAUAUCGUGACAUCCAACCAUUGUGAGAUUUUGAAUGCAGGGAUGGACGCAUUUAGACGAUUGAACCCAACCAAUCUCAUAAUCGAAGUGCUGUUGAUGCAGUGUGAGAAGGUGAAAAUCACAGAGUCUGUGACAUUUGAUUGGAAUAAAAUGAGACAGAUUGGAGAUGAAGAUGAAAUGAAUGACACGAGCGACCCUGAUGAUGAUGGAAGAACCGGAAGAUAUCGAGAUACUCAAAACUAUGGCUCUUUGUUGUAUUCAACAAAUUUCAUCACUUCUUCUUGUUUAAAUAGCAAAGAGACUAGUGUAAUUGUUAAUAGGAGCCUACCUGGAACACAAAUGACGACUCACAAGCAUAGUGUAUCGUGGGACUGUGAUUUGGUUCUUCAGGAGCUUUCAAAAGUGUUGUAA